Molecule: messenger RNA, 1690 nt
Organism: Lytechinus pictus (painted urchin)
Lineage: Eukaryota; Metazoa; Echinodermata; Echinoidea; Temnopleuroida; Toxopneustidae
Product: protein Aster-B-like
Exons: 5
Coding region: 530-967 (145 amino acids)
Biological process (GO): intracellular sterol transport
Cellular component (GO): endoplasmic reticulum-plasma membrane contact site; plasma membrane; endoplasmic reticulum membrane
Molecular function (GO): sterol transfer activity; sterol binding
Source: RefSeq, a predicted model, not a curated record
GCAACAAUGAAAGUGAAUGAGAGCGGGGAAUUGUUACCACCAGUUUGCAUUCAUCCUUUCUUAUUUACGCGGACCUCAACAGUUACCACUAAUAGUAUUUCUACUCAAUAGGAACAUGUUGUACAGCCAUAAAUGCAUAAUUGCCUUUCAAUAACACUACUUUAUGUGGGAAACCUGGAGACUUAACCUCCAGAAUUAUGAACUCGCCGGCUAAUUGUCAGAAAAAGUGCACUGUCAUGGAAUUGCGGAUUGGAACAUGUUUUAUUCUUGUGUAGUCAGCCUGAAUACGCUCUUGACAGUUAUGCAAACAAUGCCGACGGUCCAUUAAAACACUCCAUGCCAUAAAAGAUUAAACUAAGCACAGUUUGUAUGGGGUAUGGUAUAUGAUAUCACCUGGGAAUCGGGAUCACUGCAGCGGACUCUUAUGCAAGAUGUCCUGCGUUUGUUGACGUUGGCGAAAUGCGUUGGCUUUUGUAUGAAUUCUGCAAUCGACUGUUUGUACGAUGGGGAAAGAAGUGAUUAAGUUGUGAUGAAACACAUGCUUGAGCAUACCUUUGUAGAUCCUGUAAUUAUUGCAGAGGAUGCAAGCGGAAGACAAGAGUCCAGAUCCAAGUCUUUCGGUAAUUCCGUAUCCAAGGCUUUCAAUGAAGCGGUCUCAAAAUUGGAGAUGGGACAUGACAGUCGCAACAAGCAAUUCCACAAGUUGUUCCCGUGUGUACCGGAUACAGAGUCCGUCAUCAACACAUAUUCAUGUGCCUUAGUUCGAGAUAUACUACUCCAAGGAAGAAUGUUUGUAUCAGAGAACUGGAUCUGUUUCCAUUCAAAUAUCUUCUCCUAUGAAAAACAGAUUGCAAUCAAAGUGGAGACGAUUACAAAGAUAACCAAAGAGAAAACGGCUUUUGUCGUUCCCAACGCAAUAGGACUCCAUACGCCCUCUGAAAAGGUCAGUGCUCAAAUCCUUACAUAGGUCGAUCGUGACGAAGCAGGGAGAAAAUUAAUUUUUCUGUUGUGAGCUGUGAGAGUUGUUAUUAGGAAGGAAAUAUAUGGUGUGGGAGGGAAGAGACAGGAGGGCUAAAUACAGGAUGAAGAGAGGAGGAGAGAAUAUGAAAUAAUGUAUGAUUUAAGUAUAGAGAGAAAGAUGAGAGGGAAUGGAGAAAGGAGAACAAAAUUUAGGUAGGUAUGGUUGGGAAAGAGACUACAGGUAUGAACUAGAAAGCUAACCAUUAUUGCACUAAUCAUUAUUAUAGAUAUACAAUCUAGUGCCAUUCAAAUUGAUUUUGAUUAAUCUCACUUCAGUGAAUAAUCUGUUGACCAGGGGCCCGUCUUAUAAAGAGUUGUGAUUGAUCCGAUCAAUCGCCACUAAGGAAAGCCAGCAAAGUCAACAUAUGAAAUCCAUGUUUGUUCAAAAAAAAUUCUAGAUAUGAAUGAAUAUCCAUAAAGUCAUUGAUUUCUUGACAAUUUGGUGUGUUUUCCUUUGUUUACAAAGGACAUUUUGCAAAUUUCCUGUAGAAUUUUUUUUUGACACUGAUGGAUUUCCAUAGAGUUACGAUUCAUGGAUCAAUCGUAACUCUUUGUAAGACGGGGCCCUGUUGACAACUGAGUUCUUGAAACUUUGUACAUGGACAACCCACUUCCAGGAGGCAAUGGGGUAGCCUUGUGUGUUCUUAAAUCAAUACUAGAUGAUAGGUGA